Penicillium chermesinum is the source of this 1128-nucleotide messenger RNA. Its product is annotated as putative O-methyltransferase. The coding region runs from base 1 to 1128 and encodes 375 amino acids. The transcript is spliced from 5 exons. Gene Ontology annotation, molecular function: O-methyltransferase activity. The record is from RefSeq and is a predicted model, not a curated record. Lineage: Eukaryota; Fungi; Ascomycota; Eurotiomycetes; Eurotiales; Aspergillaceae.
AUGUCAUUUCUCAAUCGCUUAAGCAGCUUGUUCAGCCCAAAGGCUGCUUCCCCAGGCGCCGUCUUGGCGGCGACAGUUACCAAGCCAGCGUCUCUAGGGUUUGUACCAGUUGCGAUCCAUUUCGAUCUGUUUGGCAUCUUGGUGAGGCAUGGAGGCCCUGCAACUGCAGAAGACAUCGCCAGCACUUGUAACGCAGCCCGAACUAAGACGGAACCCGAGAUUUCCACCCUGCUUAUCUCGGACACGCUCUACAUCAUGUCUGGGCUGGGGCUGGUGGACCGCGUGGACGAAGACCGUUAUAAUGCCAAUGCCAUCACCCGACACAUGGUUGACAUGCCGUCAGCCCAGCAUGGUGCUCUGCAUUUCACCACGGAAGGGAUGAUGGCGGGCGCAUUCUUCAUGAAGAAACUCCGAGACACGAACUUUGCAUACCCCUUCGCCGACGCCGACGGCCCAAUGCAGUAUGCGUAUCGGCUGAUGGGCGAGGACCAGCUGGCGGCGCAGCACACGUACUCGAUCAUGGAGGCGCAAGGGCGCAUGGGCAGCUUCAACCGGUUUAUGGUGGGUAAGUUCUUCAAAGCCGGCACCUUCCCCGAGCGAGCGCAAUCCUUUGGAUACGAUCUGCGGGCGGCCCUGAGCGAGCCGGGCGCGGUGGCGAUGGUCGACAUCGGCGGGGGCAAAGGCGAACUCCUGCUCGAAGUCCAGGCCACCUUCCCUCACCUGACGGCGGAGAACCUGGUGGUGCAGGAGUUCAACGCGGAGAUUGACGAGGUGCCCGGGCUGCGUCUCAUGGAGUGGAAUUACAAGGAAAGUCCGGCCCAGCCCAUCACCGGCGCCCGCAUCUAUACCCUCCAGCAUAUCCUGCAUAACUUGCCGGACCUGGACGCGGUGGCGUUGCUGCAGAAGUUAUCACACGCCAUGGCGCCUACGUCGCGUCUGCUGAUUAUCGAAUACGCAAAGAACGCGACGUAUACUUCCUUACAUGCGAGUAUGAUCGCCUUGUACGGGGGCCGGGAGCGCAGCGCGGCGGAGUGGCGGCAGUUGGCCAAAGUGUCGGGGCUUCAGGUCACUUUUGAGAAAUAUGUGGCGGCGGGGGAGUCGUUGGUGGAGAUGCGCAAGGCUCAUUGA